UGAUCACAACGCGGCCGCCGCUGCCCGAGACGCGCCACCAUGGCCGGAGACAAUACUAUAGGAUGGCAGGACAAAAAGGACUACCGCGCGAAGCUCACCAUCGCGCGGGCUGCGGUCAAACAAGUCCAACGCCAGGAGGUGAAGGACGUGCUACGAGAGAAGGACGCGGCCCGGCAGCGCGCGCGCGCGAUUAAACUCGGCCAAGCGGUAAAUGGUAGGCCGCGCUGGGUGAAGCCCACUCAAGUCAAGAAGUCCAAGGGCGACGCGGCGAACGCCGAGGACGCGCGGGCGCGGGCGGAGUUGCGGAGGGCCCUCGAAGCGCUCGACGAUGAGAAGCCCGCGACACAACCGGUCAAAAAGGAUCAACGGCCGGCCUGGUCCGUGCGGGCGCCGGAGCGCAUCUCCGCCGACGAGAUGGCGCGGCGGGCCUGCCUGGCGGCGCGCGAGCAUCUGGUCGAGGUCGAAGCCAAGGCGAAGGUCGAAUGGAUCGACCCGCGGCCGAAGGACACGGGCCCGCGCUGGGUGCCUCCCACGAAAGUCAUCCAGUUAAGGGGCGACGCGGCGCUCGCCGCGGACGCGAAGGCACGCGCGGACCACCGGCGGGCCCUCGAGGCCGCCGCGGCUUCGACGAGAAGACCGCGCAUUGAGCGCUACGAGCCCUAUCCUGAAGUAGAACCGGUUCCACCGCAGAAGUCGCCGUGGCGGAAGACGGGUCCGGGCAAGCAGCUCCGGUGCGACAUGAUCUCCGGGAGUUAUAGAAGGGAGGCGGAGCACAAUCAACGCCUCGCGGCGGCGGAGGAGGCCGCGCGGCAACGCAUCUGCGGCGAGCUGGCCUUCGCGACGGGGAACCCGCCGCUCGCCUGCGCGCGCAGACCGGCGCCGCCGCCGAAGUGGCGGCCGCCGCCGGCCCCCGCGAAGCCGGUGGAGAAGGCGCGGCCGUCCUGGGAGCGGUCACCGCCGCGGCGCGUGCGGCCGCACAUGUCCUGGCGGCCGCGGUCGGCCCCGUCGAAGCGCAACGCCGCGCGGCCGCGGCGCCCGAAGUGGAGCCCGUAUUCGGAAUUGUGA
Molecule: messenger RNA, 1065 nt
Organism: Pelagomonas calceolata
Lineage: Eukaryota; Pelagophyceae; Pelagomonadales; Pelagomonadaceae
Source: the annotation of a GenBank genome assembly